ACGUCAGCAAACGCUAUAAAAUCAACUCAUAGCGUCUAUCACCCCGAAUCAUAGCCCACUUCGCCGGCCCAGUGUUCACCAAGCCCCUGCUAACCACCUGCAGAGGCCCCGCUGUAUCUCCAUCCCUUCUGGUUGUUUCAGCACCAUGGCCAGCAUUCUACUGCUUUUCCUCGCCGCCUCCUGCUGCGCAUGUCUCUGUCUCGCUGACGGCGACACCUCGUUGGAGUUUGAGACUCGCGCUCUAGAGUUCCCCCACAAAUCACAAGAAGAGAAGGAUCUGAUUGAAGCUUUGCAAGAAGUUCUGGAGAAACUGAAGAACAAACAGAUGCCGUUAUCAGAAAAGAAGCUCGGCUGGCUGCCGUCGUGUGACGCAGGCGAGCAGUGCGCUGUUCGCAAGGGUGCGCGUGUCGGAACGCUGUGCGGAUGUCCGCGUGGGACGACCUGCAACUUCUAUGUCCUCAAGUGUUUGUAAGAAGAGAAGAAGAGAAAAUGACAAACAGUGUAGGUAGGGGAGAGAGAGAGAACAGAAGCUGUUUCCUCAUUCUGUGGAUCACAUUCAGAUGUGGAACGUUCAGACAGAAAUAUUGUAUGUUGAACAGACAUGUCUCUAUCUGACAUGUGAAGUAAAUAGGAAUCAUAUCAGCUUUACUUUCAGUAUGUUGCCCUCUCCUGUCCUGAACGUGACCCUGGUGUGUAAUGGAGGGUUUGUUGUCUAACAUAAAGGCUGUAUCUCAAAUACCAAUCUAUUCCCUAUAAUGCUCUAUUUUGGCCCGAGUCCUAUGUGUCAGUCCUAUGUUGCUUCGGUCAAAAGUAUUGCACUUUAUAGGGAAUAGGGUGUCAUUUAAGACACUACCCAACUUGUUCCCUUCAUCUGUGCUCUCUGCUGUCUCGUCUAUUUUGACUAAGUACAAAGAAAUUCAAUGUGAUUAAUAAAGUCCUUGAUUUACA
Molecule: messenger RNA, 948 nt
Organism: Oncorhynchus nerka (sockeye salmon)
Lineage: Eukaryota; Metazoa; Chordata; Actinopteri; Salmoniformes; Salmonidae
Product: cocaine- and amphetamine-regulated transcript protein-like
Exons: 3
Coding region: 146-472 (108 amino acids)
Biological process (GO): adult feeding behavior; G protein-coupled receptor signaling pathway; positive regulation of MAPK cascade
Molecular function (GO): neuropeptide hormone activity
Source: RefSeq, a predicted model, not a curated record